GAGGGAUGGGUAAAUGAGGUGCUGUUGUUGCCAGAGGCCCAAGCUGCAGAGCUGCGAACAAAUAUUCGACCUGUGAAGUUAGUUCUUCUCAAGUUGCGCAAACUCACGUACAAGCUCAUACACUCCACAACGCUCCUCCUGCCUGCCUGGCACAAGAUCCUCAUUGAUCAGUCCAUGUCACCAACUAACAUGCCCCGCGAUGUCUCCACUCGUUGGAAUUCCACGUACGACAUGUUGGAGUAUGCCGUCUCGCAUCGGAAAGCAAUUGAUGCUGUUACACAGCGAAGAGAGCUG
This is a messenger RNA of Suillus discolor, 294 nucleotides long. RefSeq lists its product as uncharacterized. NCBI's taxonomy places the organism in Eukaryota, Fungi, Basidiomycota, Agaricomycetes, Boletales, Suillaceae. The annotation marks the transcript as partial. The record is from RefSeq and is a predicted model, not a curated record. The transcript has 2 exons.